AUGAAGUCUCUCAGAUCUGUGUUGCUCGCGAGCAUUGCGGCGGCUCCGGCCAUGGCCGUUCUUCCCAAAGACUUGGACGUCAACGACCCAGGCAAGCCGGACCCCUUUAGCCUUUCGCUGUGUCGGAUAUUAGAACGUCACAUCAACUUCCUAGUGGAAGGCGUUGCCAGUAACGUCGCCUCCAACCUCAUGUCCUAUUACGCACCCGAGAACUCCACCGUUCAAACCAUUGGAACCUUCUUCCCAUUCGUCGACUUCUGGACCGCCGGCGCAGUCUGGUCCAGCCUCAUCGAAUACCAACACUUCACUGGUGACAAGUCCUACAACGAAGCCAUCAUCGCCGCCCUCACCGCCCCCGAUAACCUCGGCCCCAACAAAGACUACCACUACAACGAAUCCAUCGCCUUCCCGGCCGGCGACGACGUUGCCACCUGGGGCCUCGCCGCGCUCACCGCCGCCGAGCGCAACUUCCCCCAACCCGAAAAAGAUCUUCCCUCCUGGCUUACCCUCAGCCAGAACUCGUUCAACUUCCUCACGAGCCUCUGGGACAAUGAAACCUGCGGCGGCGGUAUCGUCUGGCAGCUCAACCCGAGCCUAAGCUCGACCGGCGUAUGGAAGUCGACCCUUGUAACCGGUGCCGUUUUGCAGAUGGCCGCCCGUCUCGCCCGCGCCACAGGGGACAAGGAUGGCAGUUUGGUGCAGUGGGCCAACAAGAUCUGGGACUGGACCGACGAAGUCGGCUUCAUAAACGACGAAUACGCCGUCUACGACGGCGCGAACCCGGAAUUGGACUGCAGCACGCCGAGCAGGGUCCAGUGGACUCAUGCCUCGGGACUCCACAUCCUUGGCGCGGCAGUCAUGGCCAACCACACCGGCGACGCCAAAUGGACCGAGCGCGCGACCAAACUCAUCGACCACGCCUCCGAGGUGUUUUUCCGAGCCAGCAGCAAGGAAGGCGGCAUUGAUCCGGGCGACAUCCUCACCGAGACCGCCUGCGAGGCUGGGCUCAUGUGCACCCACAGCAUGAACGCCAUGAAAGGUCUCCUCGCCUCCGCCAUGUGGCGUGCGGCGCAGAUGGUCCCCGCCCUCGACGCAAAGGUCCGUCCCCUCCUCACGGCGUCGGCCAAGGCUGCCGCGGCGAAGUGCACGGCCGGCAAGAACCAGGACCGGUGCCAGUCUUAUUGGGCGAUGGAUAGUCUGAGCAUGGUGGGGCCGGGCGAGCAGCUUUCCGUUUUGAAUGUUGUUCAGGGCCUUUUGAUCGCUGAAGCGGAUGCUCCGUAUGCUGAGGGUCAGAUUACUGAGGUGACGGAUCCCAAUGGCUCUUCGAAGCCUGGCAGUGGUGGUAGUGGUGGCAGUGAUAAUGAGGACGAAUCCGGCGCCGUAGGCAAGCGUAUGAGCGUUGCCGUUGUUAUGGGUAGUCUCAUGGUUGCCGUCUUCGGUUUGCUAUAA
Messenger RNA from Scedosporium apiospermum, 1449 nucleotides. RefSeq lists its product as uncharacterized. The transcript has 3 exons. Gene Ontology annotation, biological process: fungal-type cell wall biogenesis; carbohydrate catabolic process. The coding region runs from base 1 to 1449 and encodes 482 amino acids. Lineage: Eukaryota; Fungi; Ascomycota; Sordariomycetes; Microascales; Microascaceae. Gene Ontology annotation, molecular function: mannan endo-1,6-alpha-mannosidase activity. The record is from RefSeq and is a predicted model, not a curated record.